GCGGACCAGAUAUUCGCCACCAGAAAGAGACCACUCGCCGACGCCACGCGGAGGAGAGAGUCCCCGGCGUCGUCCUCGCGGUGCCGACCGACCGACACGCGCGGGCGCGACGACGCAAACACCGACUACGACCGCAUACGCCACUGGCUGAGCCAGUCGUCGCACCCGCGCCGCGGCUCGUUUGGUCUUCAAAGCGUCGGGGGAGGUUCGUUUGGCGCGAGUUUCCGGAGAAUGCGGCGCGGGGAGGACGGCGUCGAGCCCCCGGGGAGCGUCGCGCGAACCGCCAGCGAGAACCUCGCGGAGGAGCUGCUGGACCAGGACGCCAGGGACCUCGGCAUCGACACCGGCAACAGGGCGAGGUUACGCGCGGAACGACGCGUCGCGAGGUCCGCCAAACAUCCGCGAGGUUUCGACGACUUGGGUUUCGACGGCGACGACUCCGCCGCCGGGUCCACCGACGACGAAGCCGACGCCGCCGCCUCGUCCAUCACCAUGAACGAGAUCUGGACCGCGCUGAGGCUCGCGCCGUCCAACAGUGUGCGUGUGCGGUUACCCGACGGCUCCGUCCGUCCCACGCUUCGACCGAGGCGGACUCCGUACGACGACGACGACGCCUUCACCCCGGCGGAGAGCGAGGCGAGCUCGGGGACAAAGACUCGGCGCCGCGCCCUGGCGGGGGCGGAGGCUGCCGCCGCCAUCCCGAUACCGAGCGAUUACUACGACAAGCUGGACGUCGCCGCCGUCGCGAAGCGCGCGAUGGCCGCGGACCGAGGCAGGCGGAACCUGAGCCGGUUCAAGGACCGGCUGGAGGGGCGAAGGCGGUCGAGGGGGGGAGGAGUCGGAUCGUUUUUGGCAGAGGACGACGCGGCGGCGGCGGAGGCGGCGGCGGCGGAGCCCCCCGGGUGGCUUCGCGACGGGGGUACCGCGGUCGACGCCCUUAGCCGGCCAAAGGGCGGCGCGCUCAGUCGUGAGGAGGAGUUGAUGAUGUCCGCGAGUAAGAGGGCGAGCAAGCUCUCGAGCAAGGAUCGGACGAGGGAGGGGUCGUCGGCGGCGGCGAAGUGGAAGGACUCGGCCUCGGAGGUGUUCCGGCAGAGGGUUCGGGCUCACGUCGAAGCUAAGCCCGAGGAGGCCGGGCGGCUUGGGCUCAGGGUGAACAGGCCGAAACUGAGGCGAAGGGAUAAGGAAGAUAGCGGGAGGUUCAAGGUAUAGCGUAGUAUGCAUCGAUGACAGCGGAUAGUAGACU
Messenger RNA from Micromonas commoda, 1243 nucleotides. RefSeq lists its product with no specific name. Lineage: Eukaryota; Viridiplantae; Chlorophyta; Mamiellophyceae; Mamiellales; Mamiellaceae. The record is from RefSeq and is a predicted model, not a curated record. The transcript has a single exon. The coding region runs from base 232 to 1209 and encodes 325 amino acids.